AUGGCAAAAAUGGAUGAUCAUAGUAAAUUAGCAUCGGCUCCCUCGUUUACAAGGAAACUUUCCCUGAUCAUGAAGUUGGCAGGACCAACAAAAAAGAAGGAGACCUCCGUUGAGUCGGUACUUGAAGAAGGCGCAACUGAUGAACAAGUGGGGCAGCUGCAUAUCACUCAUGCUCAUACUGAAGAGACUCCAAAAAUCAUAGAAAUUAAAGAUGUUGUUUCUGUGAAUAUCGAUGAUUUUGUGCCGGAUGCAGGAUACUAUGCAAUGUCAGGUCAAGUAGAUAAAGGUAAUUGGGAUAAGGGGCAAGAAGUGAUGGAUGUAUAUAGCAAGAUAUCAGAACGAACCAAGGUCAUUGAAAAGAUCCUGUUAAGUAAAAUGGAUAUUCAUAUAUAUGACAAGGCAUCUACUGGGCAGUUGAAAUUCAUGGAGGAUGUGGUAAAUACCUUAGAAGGUGAAGAUCUCAAGGAAAUGCACAAAGAUAUGGGUGGUACAGCCCUUCACCUUGCUGCCAUUGUUGGAUGUACCAGAAUUGUGAAGGCAAUAUCAAGCAAGGGUUUCAAUUUAACCGAGAUACCCGAUAGAGAUGGAAACAUACCACUUGUGGUUGCUGCGGAAAAUCUUUUCCAACAUAAACAAAAGGAGAUGGUGGAGCAUCUUUGCGAUGUCACUCCAAAAGAGUGCGCAGAACUCCACACCAAUGUUACUGCAGGCGGUAGACUAAUCUGCAAUAUAAUUAACGCUGAUCAUUAUGAUACCGCCUGUCGUUUGAUCAAGAAAUUCCCACAGUUGGCUAUCGCGAAAGAUGACCAUGGUUCAUGUGCAUUAGAAGUAUUGGCUCAAAGGCCUUUCGCCUUUCAAAGUGGAAGUUGGCUAACACCUUGGCAACGCAUCAAGUACUCUGCUAUUAAGGUGGAUUUGGCUGCUCAUGAACCGCUUCGUGCUCCUCAAUAUGUUUAUAACUGCCCAGAAUCUGACCUAGAAAAGGGUGAAGGAGACCCUGAUUUGGAGUUGUACUUUCAACAAACUCAAGGUUUUUUGACCAGGAGAUUCCACAAAGCGCUCGGUCUCACUUGCGCCUACAAGGAAAAAUUAAUGCACCGUCAAGCACUGGAGUUGGUUAAAUGCAUAUGUAGAGAGCUUCCAAGCGUGUUAAAAAAAUCAGACGAUGAAAUAGUUCACAAUAAUAAAGAUGAACAACGUCUUCUCAAGGAAUUCUUCGAAAAUACAAGCAUAUUAAGUUCUGCUGCUAGUUCCGGGGCUGUUGAAGUUUUAGAGGAAUGUAUUCAAAUAAUGCCAGAAUUAAUUAUGCUUGAUAUGGAGAAGCAAUCACCACUAGCAGUUGCAAUCGGACAAAGAACUGAUAGGAUUUUCAACUUGAUUCUUGAUAUGACUAAUGAUAAUAAAGAUAAAUUUGCUUCUAUUAGGGACAAAGACGGUAACACAUUGUUGCAUUUAGCUGCCAAGUUAGCGCCAUCAGCUCGACUAAGUGAAAUAUCUGGCCCAGCUCUUCGGAUGCAGCGAGAGCUUCAAUGGUUCAAGGAGGUGGAACAUUUUACACCACAAAAAGAUAAGCUAAUUACAAACAACGACGGAAUGACUGCUCGAGCUCUUUUCACAGAACAACAUGAGAACCUAAUGAAACAAGGAGAAGAAUGGAUGCAACGGACAGCUGGGUCAUGCAUGGUAGUUGCUGCCCUCGUGACUACAGUAUUGUUUGCCGCCGCUUUUACUAUACCCGGUGGAAACUAUAGUGACAGCGAUAGCGAAAAUAACGGUACACCAAUUUUUCUACAUAACAUGGCAUUUCUAUUGUUUCUAGCAUCAGAUGCCUUGGGUCUCUUCUCUUCCCUCACAUCAGUUCUUGCCUUUUUAUCUAUCGUAACCUCAAGUUAUACCGAAAAAGAUUUCCUUAGGUCAUUGCCGAAGAAGUUGAUCCUUGGUCUCUUAAGUCUCUUCUUGGCAAUAGUUUCCAUGAUGAUCGCUUUCAGUGCGGCACUUGCUAUCGUUCUCGGACCAAGAUUUUCAUGGUUUCCACUUUUUAUCACAGUCACCACUUGUGUUUUCUUGAUCACCUAUGCGGUUUUGCAGCUUCCUUUAUUUAUCGAGAUGGUUCAUGCCACUUAUUGGCCUAAACUCUUUAGAACAAGAGGCAAGCUAACUAAAAUUAUAAGACAUUCUAGUGCAUCUUUACAUAGAAAUAAGAGACACUAA
Molecule: messenger RNA, 2211 nt
Organism: Papaver somniferum (opium poppy)
Lineage: Eukaryota; Viridiplantae; Streptophyta; Magnoliopsida; Ranunculales; Papaveraceae
Exons: 7
Coding region: 1-2211 (736 amino acids)
Molecular function (GO): protein binding
Source: RefSeq, a predicted model, not a curated record